GAGCCAGAAUGCAAUGAGGUAGAUGGCAUUCACGAUCACGAUAUAAACAUUAACGAACAAGUAACGAAUGCGCGGUUAGUGAAAUCUUUUAUUUUAAUUUGUUUUUUUUAUUUUCUAUUUCUAUAAUUAAUGAGAGAGCCCUGAAUCGUAUUUAUAAUUGAUGUCUGCAUGUAUAGUUAACGAUUUUAUAUAUAAUUUAGACUAACGUAAGAGAACACAUGUGCAACAUUUUAUAAUAGAUUUGUCCACAGAAUGAGUAUCCACAGAAUUUGUCGAUUAACUCAAGGCAUGAGAAGUCCUUACAAAUGUUGCACAGAAAUGUCUAUUCUCCGAAUUAUAGUAAAGCCAAAAUUUCCAAAGGCAAAUGCUUCAAAUAUAAGUACAAAUCAAUAUAAGAAUAAUUCUUGGUAUUCGUUUAUUAAGCAAAAGAAAUGGACUGUUCCUAUUGGAGUCGGAGUAUCCUUAUUAGCAACAUUACAAUGGAAAUAUAUGAGAGAAUAUUCGUAUAUAACUGAAGACAACGAUGUGUAUGAGCCAAUCAAUAGUUUUAUGGUCAAAUGUUAUUAUUUUCUACCAUUUCGUGUAAUAAGUAGAAUAUGGGGCUGGUUAGCAAGUUUGGAAUUGCCAAUUAGUUUGAGACCAACUUUAUAUGGAUUUUAUGCAAAGACUUUCGAUGCCAAUUUAGAGGAGGUUGCAUUAGACUUAUCAGACUUUCCAAGUCUCGGUGAUUUUUUUGUUAGGCCACUUAAAUAUGAUGCGAGACCUAUCGAUCAGAGUACAAGCAUAGUUUCACCGUGUGAUGGAAAAGUAGUAUAUUUUGGACCAGUGACAUCUUGUUCCGUACAACAAGUGAAGGGCGUUAAUUACAAUCUUAGACAUUUCUUGGGUGAUAUAAGUACAUCUUACUUGGACAAUUUAAAAUUGACGAAAGAAGAUGAAGUUUACAUAAAAUCGCUAUUGAAAAAUCCAGUGCUGAAUCAAUUGUAUCAACUAACGAUUUAUUUAGCUCCAGGAGAUUAUCACAGAUUUCAUAGUCCUACCGAUUGGGAAAUAGAAUUUCGUAGACAUUUUCAAGGAAAACUUUUAAGCGUCAACCCAAAAGUAGCUCGAUACCUACCAGAUUUAUUUUCGUUAAAUGAGCAUGUAGUGUACAUUGGUAAAUGGGCUGGUGGAUUCAUGGCUUACGCCGCAGUCGGUGCUACGAACGUUGGUUCUAUAAGAGUAUACUGUGACAAAGACCUACACACGAAUACUAUCAAGUGGCCUCAAGCGAAGCAUUGGGACGAUGCUAGCCUAGGUUGUACGCAUCUAAACAAAGGUGAUCUGUUCGGUGAAUUUAGAAUGGGAUCUACCAUUGUGUUGCUAUUCGAAGCUCCGAAAGAUUUUAAGUUCUGCGUGGAAGCAGGACAGAGGAUAAAAGUGGGACAAGCAGUAACUUUGACCGAGCAUACAAAUCAAGUUGAAGAAGAACAACGUGAACGUGAACACUCGUUAUGACAAUUAAUAUCGCACGUAUCGCUCGACUGGAAGUAUGUUUGGAGAAUAGACGUAUGAACUUUAGGAACUGAUUAAUUGAUCUCGUUACUUAAAAAACUAAUUCUGAUGACGUUACUUUCACCUUGUACAGAGUUCUGCGUGCGAAUGUGAUCCCAGAAUGAAAUAAAAUGAUACUAUCGAUUUGUUAACAAUUUAUAUUCUGUAAAACAUGAAUGAUUUCGUAAAUAAGCAACCCACUACAUAAUUUAAAUAGCUGACCUUUCAUAUUUUAAGAAGUUCAAUUAUUCUCAUCAAUGGAUUUCUGAACGAUAAACACUUCAAUAAAUACAAGUUCCUCAUAUUUUUUAAGUACCAACGUUAUUUAAGUAAUAUCGUUCAAUUUAUUUUGUGAAACGAUGUAUUAGAUAUUUACUACACUUAUAUUCUUAAAUAUUGUAUAGACAAAUGCCCGAUAUUGUAAACAUCUUAUAAUGUAAAUGUGAAACGUGUAAACAAUUGUAUAAAUGUUUUCGUAAUAUUUA
Ceratina calcarata is the source of this 2018-nucleotide messenger RNA. RefSeq names its product phosphatidylserine decarboxylase (gene Pisd). Lineage: Eukaryota; Metazoa; Arthropoda; Insecta; Hymenoptera; Apidae. Gene Ontology annotation, molecular function: phosphatidylserine decarboxylase activity. Bases 253 to 1497 code for a protein of 414 amino acids. The transcript is spliced from 6 exons. Gene Ontology annotation, biological process: phosphatidylethanolamine biosynthetic process. Gene Ontology annotation, cellular component: mitochondrion. The record is from RefSeq and is a predicted model, not a curated record.